CCACCACCCUACAAAGGCUGUCGGAUACUUGACACCAUCAAAGCGUUUCUUUAACUCGUGAUUCUUCGAUCGACGUAGUCUCCUGCUUUUGACUAGCACCGAUGGCUUCGAAGGUUCUGGCUCUGGUUCUCCUUGCCUCAUUGGUAGGAAUUUCGUAUGGUGCGACAGCAGCGGACUUUUGCGCUGGAUCUCCCGUUCAGUACUGUGACUUUUACAUCAAAGGAUCUCCCACGACAGUUCCGAGUGUGAACGUUCAAGUCUUCUCUGGGAACAGGAUUCUCUCGGGAAAGCCUAUCAUUUACAAGACUGGCGAGCCGGUUAAGACAGCAUACUCGUACCAGUGCACUUUCCCUAACGAGAAGGGCAAGAAAGCUCGUACGUCUUGCGGAACCAUGUUCCACUUCAUGAGCCCGAACAGCGUCUGGAACGAGACGACUCUCAUUGGCAGCCACAUGAUCACCAAGCAGAACCUGGACAAAUAUAAGAACAAGUGCGUCAAGAUGCUUAUUGAUAACGUGAUGCUCGCAAAGGAAGGCUGGGUUAACAACGGAGAUGGGGGAAGGUCAAGUACCCUCAGAGGAGGACGCUGCGUGAUGUUCCGCACUGCCUGAUGCAACGAGGUGCCCCCCAGCAUUAGCGUGUCGCUUUGACGUAGAGUAGACAGGCGAUUGCGUUGCAUUUAGACGAUAGGUUGCUCCGGUGACCGUAGGCUAGCUUCUGUUAUUUAUACUGACAUGCGUAAUGACCGUGUUAGUCUUCAGUUCUUGAUAACAAUAAUCGCAUUGCACGUCCAGCACAUCCACCAGAAACC
Messenger RNA from Closterium sp. NIES-67, 811 nucleotides. Lineage: Eukaryota; Viridiplantae; Streptophyta; Zygnematophyceae; Desmidiales; Closteriaceae. The record is from the annotation of a GenBank genome assembly.